GGGGCGGAGACCGGCGCCUUGCCCGCCCCCCCGGCCGGUCCUCCCUUAUAAAGAGCGGCCGGCGCCGAGAUAAGCUCAGCUGGGCGCAGCGCUGCGCUCCACUUCCUGCGCCGGCACCGGGAGCCGCCCAGAGACCUCUCCGCUCCAGGUGAAAUCCCUCCUUCGCAACGAUGCCGGGCAGCUGCGAGGCCCCGGGGCGGACGCCCGGCCUGGUGACCUUGAACGUCGGCGGGAAACUCUACAGCACCACCCUGGACACCCUGACCCGCUUCCCGGACUCCAUGCUGGGCGCCAUGUUCCGCGGCCCCCAGCCGGCCCUCACCGACAGCUGCGGCAACUACAUCGACCGCGACGGCAAAGCCUUCCGCCACGUCCUCAACUUCCUCCGCUUCGGCCGGCUGGACCUUCCCGAGGGCUACGCCGAGCUCUCCCUCCUGCGGGCCGAGGCGGACUUCUACCAGAUCCGGCCGCUCCUGGAAGAGCUCCGGCGGGUCGAGGCGGAGCGCUGGCGGCAGAGGAGGAACGCGGUGCUGCACGCCGACGUGGACGCGCGGAAACGCCUGGUGCACUUCAACGUCCACCGCGGCCCGCAGAACUACGAGCUGAGCUCCAGCUGCCUGCACAUCUUCACGGCCAACGUCUUCUGCAACGAACAUUUCCUGGCCCUGCUGCGGAGGCGGCUGGCAUCGGGGGGCGGCGUGGAAGAGGGGCAUUCUGGGAAGGUGCGUGGAACAAUCCUCGAGGAGGACGGGCUCUCUCAGCGCCGACACCACGGCGAGGGAUUCCGUCAUCGGCAACGGAGACUUCGGAGGGCAGAAGCGGCGGCUGGGCGGUUCGGGGACCGGCGGCGAGCUGCGGAUUUGGCGGGCGACUCCACGGACGAAGACGAGGCGGAAUCGGACGAGGAGGCUGGGGACUACUCCCCGGUGGGCACCAAGACGUGCCACAACCUUUGCCUGGAGUGGGCGCCGCGCCCGGCCGAGCUUCCGGUGGCCGAGUACGGCAAGCAGAAGCUACAGCCCUCUGACGGUUGGCGGUAGAGGGAGGUCCGCACGGGCCACGAGUUUCUGGAGGAGGUGCUGAAGGUGGCGCUGGCGCAGGCUUCCCGCGUGGAUUCCGUCUUCCCCGACCCGGCGGAUAUCCUGAACGCCGCCUCUUUGCGGUUUCGUCCGGCACUGAGCCUUGUGAACAAAUGCGGGGGCGGGGGGGGGGGAGAGUAG
Messenger RNA from Lacerta agilis (Sand lizard), 1220 nucleotides. It is a transcript of the gene KCTD11, whose product is annotated as potassium channel tetramerization domain containing 11. The record is from RefSeq and is a predicted model, not a curated record. Gene Ontology annotation, molecular function: protein binding. NCBI's taxonomy places the organism in Eukaryota, Metazoa, Chordata, Lepidosauria, Squamata, Lacertidae. Gene Ontology annotation, biological process: protein homooligomerization; positive regulation of neuron differentiation.